This is a messenger RNA of Fusarium fujikuroi IMI 58289, 237 nucleotides long. RefSeq lists its product as uncharacterized. Bases 1 to 237 code for a protein of 78 amino acids. The transcript has 2 exons. NCBI's taxonomy places the organism in Eukaryota, Fungi, Ascomycota, Sordariomycetes, Hypocreales, Nectriaceae. The record is from RefSeq and is a predicted model, not a curated record.
AUGGUUGCCGAGAAGACCAACGACAUGAAGGAGCAGGCGCGUGAAGAGGCUCAAGGGAGCAGCAGCAAUCAGCAACGCCAGGCCACUCCCUGCUCGAAGGAUCAAGAUCCCGGCCUCCAAACCCGUGCUGAGGCCUUGGAGGCCCAAAGUUUGGCGCGCAUCGCCGGACAGUGGCCUGACGACGAAGAUGAUCCCUUUGCGAACAUCACUUCGCUCGAGGACUUAGAUGAACCAUAG